AUGCCGUUUUUAACCAUGCAUCUCUGGCAAAACAAUGUUGCUGGAAGCACCUGUGGCUUGGAUUUCAACACCAAUGAACGGGGAAAUGAAGCAUGGCCAGGGGUCCAAGAGCGGGGCGGGUGCAGCAUGACGUCAGGCACGGUUCUCAAAGAACAUCCUGGAGCUUUUCUAGAACCGCCAAGUUUUUCAAACUGCGAUAAGCUGACUCCCAAUGCAACGCUGACUUGGGGGGAUGAGGUCGGUAAGAUGGGGAACAACCGCAAACUAUCCAAUGUGCUCCAUGGUGCACGGUUGAGAUAUGCAAUACGGCGGAAGAGUCAAUUGUUGAAAGAUCUUAUCGAAGGCGAGCAUGAAUAUUCCCCGAGAACUAAAGGCUAG
Molecule: messenger RNA, 378 nt
Organism: Histoplasma capsulatum G186AR
Lineage: Eukaryota; Fungi; Ascomycota; Eurotiomycetes; Onygenales; Ajellomycetaceae
Exons: 3
Coding region: 1-378 (125 amino acids)
Source: RefSeq, a predicted model, not a curated record